Molecule: messenger RNA, 1209 nt
Organism: Nipponia nippon (crested ibis)
Lineage: Eukaryota; Metazoa; Chordata; Aves; Pelecaniformes; Threskiornithidae
Source: RefSeq, a predicted model, not a curated record
AGGUUAAAGUGGGGGGAAAAAAAACCCAAACCCUGAAACAUCGUUGACCGGAUAGAUUUUUCAACAUGAAUCGUGCUUUUAGCAGGAAGAAAGACAAAACAUGGAUGCACACUCCUGAAGCCUUAUCAAAGCAUUAUAUUCCCUAUAAUGCAAAGUUUCUUGGCAGUACGGAAGUGGAGCAGCCCAAAGGCACAGAAGUUGUAAGAGAUGCUGUUAGAAAAUUAAAGUUUGCAAGACAUAUCAAGAAAUCGGAAGGCCAGAAGACACCCAAAGUUGAAUUACAAAUCUCAAUCUAUGGUGUAAAAAUUCUAGAUCCAAAAACAAAGGAAGUCCAGCACAACUGUCAACUCCAUAGGAUAUCAUUUUGUGCUGAUGAUAAAACUGACAAGAGGAUAUUUACUUUCAUAUGCAAAGAUUCAGAAUCAAAUAAGCAUCUGUGCUAUGUAUUUGACAGUGAAAAGUGUGCAGAAGAGAUAACUUUAACAAUUGGUCAAGCAUUUGACUUAGCUUACAGGAAAUUUCUGGAAUCUGGAGGAAAAGAUGUUGAAACAAGGAAACAAAUUGCAGGUCUACAGAAAAGAAUUCAAGAAUUAGAAACUGAAAACACAGAACUGAAAAAUAAAGUUCAAGAUUUGGAAAACCAGUUAAGAAUAACACAAGUCCGUGCAUCUCCACUGCUGCACAUAAAGUGUGAUAAUGAUGAACAUAUAUUUCAAAGACCCUCUACUUUUUUCUGGUGUAACAAUGAGGAUUCACCUCCUUGUUUAGAUAUCUCUUCCAUUACGCUUACUCCUAGGAGUUCUCCUGACUCUAGACUAUCAUCUGGAUUGUUAAUACCACCACCUUCAAAAAGUGGUCUUCCAAAGCCAACCAGUGAAUACAGCUGCCCAAGACCUCGUGUAAUCCUGCUGUGCAAAAGCUUUUCCAGCUUUUUUGGCUUUCCUUUGUUCUCUGUUGUGUAUUAACUUGUAUUAAAAAUGUGCAUUUUGUACAGUGGUUAAAGGACAGAGCAGAUUUAUCUUAGAUUCUCUAGGGAUACUCUUAAAAUACAGAAUUUGUGAAGAUUUGCUCUUAUUUCUACACAGUUUUUUCUUUCCCACCCCCAAAACAUAAACUCUUAUUUUCCCAACCUGCUUAAAUUAGUCCAUUAAUUAAUUACAUCUGUGUUAUCUGUCAAUCUUUUUUUUUAAAUUCUGUAUAUUAAGAACA